CUUCUCUGGAUCACACAGCAAUCUAGGUAUUUUUAAAUAUCUGUUUGAUAAUUUUGGCCUUGUUAUUGAUGCUUACAUUAUCUAAGAACCCAUCCAAUGGAAGUGUGAGUUGUGUUACCACCUGCACCAGCCAUCUGCUGGUUACACAUUGUAUCCCUGCUGUGAUUUCAGUUUCAUCCUAGUACUGUUUACUCCAGCUACUACAGUGUCUUUUAUGAAUCCAUCUCUCCUUAUUUUCAUUAGCCAUCUUAGAGUCAAUCUUUUUUUAAUUUACUUUUUAAAAUUCUUUUUAAAAUCCAUCUUUAUUUACCACAUCCUCCUUCUCUUUAAAAAAGUCUCCAUUUCUCCCACUGCCACUCACCUGUCUUCAGCAAGCUAAUCACACUAACAGGAGAUAAACAUAUCCAGAGUUCCCGUUUUAUUACUGGACUGAAUAUCCAUCCUUGUCCUUAGCAAUGAGGUCUCCAGAUUCUAUUACUCAAAGAGAAAUGAAUGGGGGAGGCCGGGAUUGACAGCUUCUCCUGGGGAUAAAGGGCUGGGGUAUUGAGUAGAUACGAUUAUAAUCUAAGGAUACCGGUGAUGCUGACACUAUCACGUACACGCACUCUUAGGCCACAUUAACAGGAUGAUAAUAAUCCAGCUCGUGGUAGGCAGUGGUCUGCCUGUCUCCUGUGUGUGUGUGUGUGUGUGUGUGGGUGUGUGUGUUUGACAGGCAGAGUGGACAGUGAGAGAGAGAGAGGCAGAGAGAAAGGUCUUCCUUUUGCCGGUGGUUCACCCUCCAAUGGCCGCCACAGCCAGCGCACUGCGCUGAUCCGAAGGCAGGAGCCAGGUACUUAUCCUGGUCUCCCAUGGGGUGCAGGGCCCAAGCACUUGGGCCAUCCUCCACUGCCCUCCCGGGCCACAGCAGAGAGCUGGCCUGGAAGAGGGGCAACCGGGACAGAAUCCAGCGCCCUGACCUGGACUAGAACCCGGGGUGCCGGCGCCGCAAGGCGGAGUAAGAUUAGCUUAGUGAGCCGUGGCGCUGGCUCCAGUGUUUUUCAACAGCUCGAGGAGUGAGCUCAGCCCUGGCUGUCCCAUGUGGGUGUCGUCAACACUGAGGGCAUGUGGAAGGCAGCUACUAGGGUGAUGGUUCUCCUGUGACCUGAAAAGGAAGUGGAAAGUCUUGGCCCAGAUGAAAUUCAGCUGAGAUGAGGUAGCAUCUGUAGGCAUGCUAGUGGGUGUCAAUCAAAGGGGAUUCUGUAUUCAAUAAAGUUCAACUACUUUGUCUCAUGAACCAUAAGAAGAAAUGUCUACUUAAUGAAAAGGUGAUGAUUCCAAGCGGGAAUUCUCCAACAGUGAAGCAGCCAGCCUGUGCGUUUGAACAAAAGGUGAACAACUUACAAAGCUGGGCAGCCGACACUCUCCCAUAGGACAGGCGGUUAGGGUUGCUAGGUGUUUCCCGAAAAGCCGGACAUCCCGUGGGCUUCAGAACAUAUAAAUAUUCUUCAUUUAUUUGUAUCAGCUACACAGACGAUGUGAAAGGCGGGCAAUGGAGAGAUCCAACGACAGCUCCGCCUAUGGCUUCCUCCUGGUGGGCUUCUCCGGCCGCCCCAAGCUGGAGACGGCGCUCUUCAUAGUCAACCUCACUCUGUACUCAGUGGCCGUGCUGGGGAACUGCACCAUCAUCCUCGUGUGUGUCCUCGACCCGCGACUCCACACCCCAAUGUACUUCUUCCUGGCAAACCUGUCUUUCCUCGACCUCUGCUUCAGCACCAGCUGCAUCCCCCAGAUGCUGGCCAACCUCUGGGGCCCGGACAAGACCAUCAGCUACGGCGGCUGCAGCGUCCAGCUGUUCGCCUUCCUCUCCGUGGGCGGGGUCGAGUGCAUCCUCCUGGCCGUCAUGGCCUACGACCGCUACGCGGCAGUGUGCAGGCCCCUGCACUACACCGCCGUCAUGCACCCGCAGCUGUGCCUGCGGCUGGUGGCUGCGGCCUGGGGCAGCGGCCUGCUCAACGCCAUCGUCAUGUCGCCGCUGACGAUGACCCUCCCCAGGUGCGGCCGCCGCCGAGUCAACCACUUCCUGUGCGAGAUGCCCGCGCUCAUCAAGAUGGCUUGCGUGGACGCGCGCGCGGUGGAGAUGCUGGCCUUCGCCUUUGCCAUCCUCAUCGUCCUGCUGCCCCUCAGCCUCAUCCUGGUCUCCUACGGCUACAUCGCCGCGGCGGUGCGGCGCAUCAAGUCGGCUGCCGGGAGGAGGAAGGCCUUGAACACCUGCAGCUCCCACCUCACCGUGGUCUCCCUGUUCUACGGGAGCAUCAUCUACAUGUACAUGCAGCCCGGAAACAGCUCUUCCCAGGACCAAGGCAAGUUCCUCACCCUCUUCUACAACCUGGUGACCCCCAUGCUGAACCCGCUCAUCUACACGCUCAGGAACAAGGAGGUGAAGGGCGCCCUGAAGAAGGUCCUGGGGAGGCGGUGACCACGGCAGAGAUGCCAGGCGUCCUGGGGAGGCGGUGACCACGGCAGACAUCCCAGGCAAGUACUUGCCUCAAACACAUUUACUUCACGCUCCUGAUAAAUCGAGGAAUCACACGCUCUUACAUUUUUUUUUUUAAGAUUUAUUUUAUUUAUUUGAAAGGCAGAGUUAGAAACAUGGGGAGAGGCAGAGGGACAGAUCUUCACUCCUUGGUGCACUCCCCAAAUGGCCACAACAGCCAGGACUGGGCCAGGCCAAAGCUAGGAGCCAGGGGCUUCAUCUUGGUCUCCCUCAUGGGUGCAGGGACCAAGCACUUGCGCCAUUUUUUUCUGCUACUUUCCCAGGUGCAUUAGCAGGGAGCAGCUGAGGCUCAAACCAUCACCCAUAUUGAUGCUGGCGUUGGAGACAGUGGCAGCUUCACUCGCUGUGCCAUGUCGCCAGCCACGUCGCCAGCCAAUUUUUUU
This is a messenger RNA of Oryctolagus cuniculus (rabbit), 2916 nucleotides long. RefSeq names its product putative olfactory receptor 2W6. Gene Ontology annotation, molecular function: olfactory receptor activity; G protein-coupled receptor activity. Gene Ontology annotation, biological process: G protein-coupled receptor signaling pathway. The record is from RefSeq and is a predicted model, not a curated record. Gene Ontology annotation, cellular component: membrane. NCBI's taxonomy places the organism in Eukaryota, Metazoa, Chordata, Mammalia, Lagomorpha, Leporidae.